Messenger RNA from Chenopodium quinoa (quinoa), 1894 nucleotides. RefSeq names its product E3 ubiquitin-protein ligase At1g63170-like. The transcript is spliced from 5 exons. Bases 411 to 1721 code for a protein of 436 amino acids. NCBI's taxonomy places the organism in Eukaryota, Viridiplantae, Streptophyta, Magnoliopsida, Caryophyllales, Amaranthaceae. The record is from RefSeq and is a predicted model, not a curated record.
UCAGACACAAGCACCCGAGUUCAAGUAACAUACUAACAUAGGGCACACUAAAUUCUAUGGUUGAGGCAAUUGGGUAAGAUAACAUUAACAAACAUAGUACUGCCGUUAUAAAGCUUGUAUUCAGCCCCUUUUUCUAUGUUUUGCGUCAUAGUGUGAAGUAGGAAUACUCAAACCAAAAGCUGCUACGUAUUUUGCAAAAGCUUAAUUACCCAGAAGGCCAGAAUGAGUAUCAGCUCAGAAAUCUGAAACUUGUCUGACCAAAUUUGUGUUCAGCGAUGUCUGGUGACUGAUGCAGAACGCAAGCCGAGUCUACUUGUAAAAGGAGAGAAGUUGAAAGGCAUAGAGAAAGUAUAAAUAUACCGGGCUCUCUAUGCUACGCCCAUCCUACUCGCUUUUGUUUUCAGAUUUAGAUGGGCAUUCCCCUGCUGGCAUUACAUAGUGAGACAUCCAGAGACCAGUUCCCUUUACUUAUGGAGCGUUUGGAAGAUCGUGAAGGCCAUCAGCAUGUGAUUGAUAUUGCUGUAGUUAAUGAUGCUCCUUCAAGUAUAUCGAAUCAAGCAGAAUCUCAUGAUACUGUAGAUAGACCUUCAAGUAGUACACAACAAACCAACUCACCACAGUCUUCUUCCGGAAGAAAUAGCUCUGGAAACCCCUCUUAUGUGGGGAGAGGUGAUUCUUAUGGUUACACAAGCCCAUUGAAUUCUGGUCUAUGGAUCUCAGUUGAGCUGAUUGUCACUCUUGCUCAAAUUGUUGCUUCUGUAGUUAUUCUGUCCUUGUCAAGAUAUAAGAGUUCAGAUGCCCCGCUAUUUGCAUGGGUUGUGGGCUAUGCAUGUGGUUGUCUUGCAACACUUCCUAUUCUUUAUUGGCGUCUUCGCAAUUGCAGCCGUGGUCGUGAUCGUGAUCGUGAUCGAUUUUCAGUUCAAGCACAUCAGAGCUCCUCAGAGAGUGUCACUGCUGAAGCUACUGUGUCCACAUCACCUCUAAGUCAAGAAGUAAAUAGCCAUGACAAUUCACGUAUAGUUGCUAGAAACAGUCAAUUGAGACGAAGAAUUAGUGUACGACUCAAUGGAGUAGUGGAUCACUUCAAGAUGGCCUUGGACUGCUUCUUUGCAGUGUGGUUUGUUGUGGGUAAUGUGUGGAUUUUUGGGGCACAUUCCUCUCCUUCAGUAGCUCCAAAGCUGUAUAGGUUAUGUAUAGUUUUCCUUACCUUCAGCUGCAUUGGGUAUGCGUUGCCAUUUCUAUUAUGUGCUACCAUAUUCUGCUGCUUGCCCUGUAUUAUUUCAGUAAUGGGUAUUCGAGAAGAUCUCUCAAAACCCAGAGGAGCAAGUAUAGAAACUAUUGAUGCUCUACCGACCUACAAAUUUAAGUCAAGAAAAAAUGGGAGCAUUGAUGAUGAACAGAUAUGCUUGAAGGCUAGCAAAGAUGACAUUUUGUCUGAUGGAGCUCAGAAUGAGUGUGUCAUAUCUGGAGAAGAUGCUCUUUGUUGUAUUUGCUUGGCAGCCUAUGUGGACAAUGACGAGUUAAGGGAACUGCCUUGCACCCAUCUAUUUCACACGGAGUGUGUGGACAAAUGGUUGAAGAUCAAUGCUUCAUGUCCUCUAUGCAAGCUUGAGAUUGGUGAGGAUAGAACUAGGGCCUUGUCAUCCAGCCGAAACAACAGCAUGCGACAAAAUGUGAAUGGUGAAGGCGAUCUCAGUUUAACCUCCUCCAAUAAUCCGUAGUGUCAAAUGUUAUAUACUACAUAUGUAAUACCAACCUUCUUCUUUUGAAAAGUUCACUAUGACCAGUUUUCAGCUUUGUAAAAAUUUGUGAUUAAUAGUACAGAGAGAGACUGGUCUCGAAUAUAUUGAAUGAGCUUGGAUUACAUUAUGAAAAUGCGACUUAAUUGUCUCAA